This is a messenger RNA of Drosophila erecta, 2965 nucleotides long. RefSeq names its product cholecystokinin receptor type A (gene CCKLR-17D1). Gene Ontology annotation, biological process: neuropeptide signaling pathway. Gene Ontology annotation, molecular function: neuropeptide receptor activity. Lineage: Eukaryota; Metazoa; Arthropoda; Insecta; Diptera; Drosophilidae. The record is from RefSeq and is a predicted model, not a curated record. Gene Ontology annotation, cellular component: membrane.
AUGUUGCCAUGCCUGUGCGCCGACGGUUGCCGUCAGUGCUUCGCGAGGAUUGCGAGGCGCGACACACAACGCGGAACCCGAACUCCAUACGGCUGUGCCGCAAUCGAAUCCCGGCCUGACCCAUUUUUGUUGCGUGAAAUUGACGAAGUGUCCACAGUGCAAGUGCGAGUCCGACUGCGAGUGCUGUUCCGGGAUCACCAGCGAGUAUCCUUCGGCCUCACGAUUGACGCCUUCUACCGCUUUCUGCGCCAGGCGCUGCCGCUGGCCGAGGAGGCCGCGAUCCACCUGAAUGGCACCUUCGCCGGCGCACCCGGCGAUCUACUCAACUACAGCGGGCAGGAACUGGAUCUCGGACUGGAUCUGGAUGUGGAUCUGGAUCUGGACAUGGGCCUAGCCAGCACGGCCAGCAGCAGCACGCCGGCGCCGUCCACAACUGGCAGGACACCGGGAAAUAGGAGCGUGGUGCGGGUCAGCGCCGAUGUGCCCAUCUGGGUGGUGCCGUGCUACUCGGCCAUCCUGCUGUGCGCCGUGGUCGGGAACCUGUUGGUGGUGCUGACCCUCGUCCAGAAUCGUCGCAUGCGCACCAUCACCAACGUUUUCCUGCUCAACCUGGCCAUCUCGGACAUCCUGCUCGGCGUAUUCUGCAUGCCCGUCACCCUGGUGGGCACCCUGCUGCGCCACUUCAUCUUCGGCGAGGUGCUCUGCAAGCUCAUCCAGUUCGCUCAGGCUGCCUCGGUGGCCGUUUCCUCCUGGACACUGGUGGCCAUCUCCUGCGAGCGCUACUACGCCAUCUGCCAUCCGCUGAGGUCGCGCACCUGGCAGACGAUAAACCACGCCAACAAGAUCAUCGCCAUCAUCUGGCUGGGCAGCCUGGUGUGCAUGACGCCCAUCGCCGCCUUCAGCCAACUGAUGCCCACCAGUCGACCAGGACUGCGCAAGUGCCGGGAGCAGUGGCCGGCGGACAGCCUCAACUACGAGCGGGCCUACAACCUGUUCCUGGACCUGGCCCUGCUGGUGCUCCCGCUCCUGGCCCUCAGCUUCACCUACCUGUUCAUCACCCGCACCUUGUACGUGAGCAUGCGCAACGAGCGGGCCAUGAACUUUGGCAGCAGUGGCCCGGAGGUCACCGCCUCCUCCACCGCUGUCGCAGCACCUGGCGGCCAACGACGUCCCAACGGAAGCCACUGUCAGUCCCUCGACACGAUUGUGCCCCACCAGCACAAUCCCCACCAGCAGCACCACCACCACACCCAGUACUACUAUGGGGAUUACGGCCACUGUGGCAGCAAGCGGCGAUUGAUUGGAGGAGGUGCCUGCGAGGGAAGGAGGCAUCUGUACUGCAUGCGGAGCGCCUCCGUGAAGUCGGUGCGCCAUCAGCAGAUGAAUGCCGGCGGUGGAGCAGUGACUCUAGCCGGGAGUGGACCUGGAAACGGCGAAUGCUGCAGCCGGAUGCACCGGAUGCGCCACCAGAUGCAGCUGCAGCAGCAGGGCUACGUGAGCGACAAUGAGUCCCGGCGCAAGUCCUUGUCGCAGCCCAGUCUGCGGAUCACAGAGGCGGGACUGCGGAGGUCCAACGAAACCAAGAGUCUGGAGAGCAAGAAGCGGGUGGUCAAGAUGCUGUUCGUCCUGGUGCUGGAGUUCUUCAUCUGCUGGACGCCGCUGUACGUGAUCAACACGAUGACCAUGCUGCUGGGGCCGACGGUGUACGAGUACGUGGGCUACACGGCCAUCAGUUUCCUCCAGCUGCUGGCCUACUCCUCCAGCUGCUGCAACCCGAUCACCUACUGCUUCAUGAACGCCAGCUUCCGGCGCGCCUUCGUGGACACCUUCAAGGGGAUGCGGGUGUGCGAGCGCCUGUGCGCUCCCUGCUGCUUCUGGCGGCGGCGCUCCAAGAACGAGACGAACCUGUCCGUGGCCGGCAACUCCAUUGCGCUGGCCAACUCGGUCAUGUCCAGCCACACGAUCCUCGAGAGCCCGCGACUCUGAGCCAGCCGCCGCCGACCGCAGAUGGCCGAGUCGGAGUCACUUUAGGUUACCAAUGGGCACGGAUCGGGUGCGCCCACAUGUGAUGAUGCAAUGUAACUGCAAUAGAAACUGUGGUUGUCAGCGGCAUUCCGCCGCGUUCUAAAUGCGUGUGGAAGUGGCCGGAUAGGUGGACGGAGGUGGGUGCAUGGAGCAGGUUCCCUGGCAAUUCAUCUUACCGAUAAGUAUUUUAAUAUGUGUGUGCGAGUAUCUGCUUAGAGUUGCGCUAAAGCGCCUUUUUCAGUGUGAGUUAUUAGACUUUGACCUCUCGUUCUAUGUGUUUUUGCACCUAAGUGGGUGCAAUCAGUCUUGCCAAUCUAAAUUGAGAUCGCCACACGCUGCGGAGCAUGCAAAAAUGCUCAGCCGGAUUGAGAUUUAAACAGAAAACAGAACAGUAGCUUAGAAAGCAGCACAAUGGUUCAACGAAAUUGCUUCCCAGUGAAUGAGCCCCAUAAAAGAUAUUAAAUCGCUGGGAAAAGCUCUGUGCACUGGGAGCUACUUCAAACUGUGGCAAAUACUCAUUCGUGCCACACGGCGUAUGAGUGAUAUUUGCGCAGGCUAUGCGACCAUUGUGCUGCACUUAUAGUUUUAUCUCCACACUUACCUUACAGAGGUCAAUCCCGAAAGUAUAUGGUAUUCUGAUCACGAUGCAGUGAAAGGUUUCAACGAACCAAGAAGCAUUUGACAGCAGGCUGAUUUUACAGGGUACACAAGGAAGUCCACUCUCAAAGGAUUCCUAUCAUUCAAAAAUGGUUGUCACACGGAGCUUAUGGAGCGACAGACACUCCAAGGUCCAAAACUAAAUUAGGGCGCCCGAUUGGGUGCCAAAAUCCAAUUUUAAGUAGAGGAAAGUAGCUGGAAAUGCCAAUCGGACAUAUUUGGGCGGUAUUUGCACAGUGGACUUUUGGCAAACGAAAUAAAUGGCAUAGUAUACAAACAAACG